AUGAGCCCGGCACUGCCGUCGGGUGCCCUGGCCUGGGGCGCCGCGGCCAUGCCCUCCCUGCGCCCCUCUCGAUCCUGUGCAGGGCCUCGGCCAUUCACUCCCAGCACCGCAUGCCCCGCCAAUCCACCUCGCGUCGCGCCCCGGCAUUACAUCGUCGCCAGGGCCGCAGCGGACCCUUACGUGCUGGCCAAGCUGGAGGACCUGGCCCGCAGCCACGCGGAGCUGCAGGCCGGCAUGGCCACGCCCGCGGUGGCGGGCGACCCCACCGAGUACCAGCGCCUGGCCCGCGCCGCGGCGGAGAUGCAGGAGCGGGUGAGCGGGUACGAGCGGUACCGCGCGCUGGAGGCGGAGCUGGCCUCGGCGCGGGAGGUGCUGCGCGAGUCGGAGGGCGACGCCGACAUGGAGGCCAUGGCGCGCGAGGAGGUGGAGGGCCUGGCGGAGCGGCUGGGCGCGCAGGCGGAGGCGCUGCGCCUGCUGCUCCUCCCCCGCGACCCGCUGGACGAGCGCAACAUCAUGCUGGAGGUGCGGGCGGGUACGGGGGGUGACGAGGCCGCGCUGUGGGCCGCCGAGCUGGUGCGCAUGUACCAGCGCUACGCCGAGCUGCAGGGCUGGCGCGUGAGCCUGGUGUCGGAGAGCCUGGCGGAGGGCGGCGGGUACAAGGAGGCGGUGCUGCGCAUCACGGGGGACAAGGUGUACAGCAAGCUGAAGCAUGAGUCCGGCGUGCAUCGCGUGCAACGCGUGCCCAGCACCGAGACCUCUGGCCGGGUGCACACCAGCACAGCCACCAUGGCCAUCAUGCCGGAGGUGGACGAGGUGGACGUCCAGAUCGACCCCAAGGACAUCGACAUCUCCACUGCUCGUGCCUCGGGCGCGGGCGGCCAGAAUGUGAACAAGGUGGAGACCGCCAUCGACCUCAUGCACAAACCCACGGGCAUCCGCAUCUUCUGCCAGGAGGACCGCACCCAGCUGCGCAACCGGGAGCGGGCCAUGCAGCUGCUGCGCGCCAAGCUCUUCGAGCUGGAGCUGGAGAAGCAGCGGGGGGAGGUGGCCGCGCGACGCAGGAGCCAGAUUGGGACCGGCAGCCGAUCGGAGAAGAUCAAGACGUACAACUUUAAAGACAGUCGGAUGUCAGACCACCGGACCAAGAACAACUACGACCUGAACAAGAUCCUGGAGGGGGGGCUGGAGGACAGCAUUCAGGCCGUGCUCCGUAUGGAGCAGCAGGAGGCCCUGCGCGAGCUGGCCGAGUCAAUGAAGGAGUGA
This is a messenger RNA of Auxenochlorella protothecoides, 1263 nucleotides long. RefSeq names its product Peptide chain release factor 1. The coding region runs from base 1 to 1263 and encodes 420 amino acids. The record is from RefSeq and is a predicted model, not a curated record. Lineage: Eukaryota; Viridiplantae; Chlorophyta; Trebouxiophyceae; Chlorellales; Chlorellaceae. Gene Ontology annotation, biological process: thylakoid membrane organization; chloroplast organization; translational termination. Gene Ontology annotation, molecular function: translation release factor activity, codon specific. Gene Ontology annotation, cellular component: chloroplast. The transcript is spliced from 6 exons.